AUGCCCCGCCCCCGCGCCCUGCAUCUCCCGUCGGCGCCGAAGCCGCGCGUGCCCCCGCGCAAGCCGCACCUGUCCAAGUUCCACCUCGACAGUGCCGCGUUCGCGCAGGCGUCCCCCGCCCCCAUAUCCGCCACACCGCCCUUCAUUCCUCCUUCCGCUCCCCAGAUCCCGCCCCGGCGGCGACCAGCGUUCUCGCCCGGCGGUUUCGGCCUGGCAUCGGCGCAGGUCCAGCGGCCCGACUCCCUCCGUCAAGCGCAGGACAAGAUGAAGGCAGCUGCGAAGCCGCAGGAGGCACAGGAGCAGGACGAGAUGCUCAUGAAGGAGGAGAACUCGGAGGCCGAGGCAUGCUACGUGCCCCCGCCUACGACGCUGCACUACCACUCCGAGACCGACCUGCCCUUGACGUACUCGCCGACUGCGCUGCCGCCCUACUCGAUAGCGUACGAGACGUGGGGCAAGUUGAAUGCCGACAAGUCGAACGCCAUCUUGAUCCACACCGGCCUCAGUGCCAGCUCGCACGUCGCGAGUGGCGGCAACGACGUCGCGGGCGAAACGGCGAGCAAGCCGGGAUGGUGGGAGGACUUUGUCGGUCCCGGCAAGAGUAUUGACACAGACCGUUUCUAUGUCAUUUGCACCAACGUCCUCGGCGGAUGCUUUGGCAGCACGGGCCCGUCGUCGCCGUAUCCCCCGGGAGACGGCCAUGUGCGCUGGGCGACCCGCUUUCCCCUCCUCAGCAUUCACGACAUGGCGCGCGCGCAGCUGUCGCUCCUUGACAACCUCGGUAUCGAAAAGCUGUACGCCUCCAUCGGCAGCUCCAUGGGCGGCAUGACGUCGCUGUCGCUCGCGUAUCUGGCUCCCGAACGCGUCGCGCGUGUGGCCAGCAUCUCCGCCUCUGCCCGUUCCGGUCUGCAGGGCGUCGGCAUGCGCUACGCGCAGCGCAGCGUGCUCAUGGCCGAUCCGAACUGGAACAGGGGGUUCUACUACGACGGCGUUCCCCCGCACGAGGGCAUGAAGCUCGCCCGCCAAAUCGCGACGAUCACCUACCGCUCGGGCCCAGAGUGGGAGCAGCGGUUCGGGCGCCGCAUGCGUUCCGCCGAAGAGGGGGCCGAGCCCCGCCUGUCCCCCGACUUCCUGAUCGAGACGUACCUCGACCACCAGGGCGAGCGCUUCUGCCUCACGUAUGACGCCAACAGCCUCAUCUACCUGAGCAAGGCGAUGGACCUGUUCGACAUGACGGCGCCGGCGCUCCAGGAGCUCGCGGACAAGUACGCCAAGAGCUACCCCGACGCCAACCCCUUCCCGUACCCCACCGACCCGGUCGGUGUGAGUGCGUCGCCCUUCCCGGGCGCUACGCGUGAUGGCAGCGAGGAGGAGCACGGCCACGGCAAGCCGAUCAAGGAGCACCGCAUCAUUCCCACCUCGAAGAGUCCCCAUCUCCACGAUCUCGCCCAGGGACUCGCGCGUCUCAAGGGCAUUCCCGCGCUCGUGCUUGGUGUUCAGAGCGAUGUGCUGUUUGAUGUUGAGCAGCAGAGGGAACUCGCAGACGCACUCAAGAUGGCAGGCAACAAGGAGGUCACAUACUAUGAGCUCGGCGGAGUUUGGGGACACGACACGUUCCUCCUCGACGUGCAGAAUGUCGGAGGAGCUAUUCGUGGAUGGCUCCACUGA
Molecule: messenger RNA, 1668 nt
Organism: Trichosporon asahii var. asahii CBS 2479
Lineage: Eukaryota; Fungi; Basidiomycota; Tremellomycetes; Trichosporonales; Trichosporonaceae
Exons: 1
Coding region: 1-1668 (555 amino acids)
Biological process (GO): L-homoserine metabolic process
Molecular function (GO): homoserine O-acetyltransferase activity; L-serine O-acetyltransferase activity
Source: RefSeq, a predicted model, not a curated record